GCUUUGGGGCCCUCUCAGUCUGAUUUCGAUAUGCAUUCGAGCAACUACCUAGCUCUGAUAAUACUGCCAACAUUAUCCGGCUUAUUGCUGGUAACUGCAUGUACAAAAACAGUUUAUAAUUCGAAAAAUAGAGCGCAGCGAAUUCUGAUAUGCUGCAAGGGCUAUAAGUUUUCUCCGAAUACUGCAAACUCAUAUUUGUGUGAGCCCAUAUGCAUAUCUUCGUGUGAUAAUGGAUUUUGUCGAGCGCCCAAUGUGUGCGGUUGCCAUGAAGGCUACGAAAACAUGCGACACGACCCAACUAAGAGCUGCGUGCCCGUCUGCUCAAGUGGAUGCAAGAACGGCCGCUGCGUUGCUCCAAACAAAUGCGACUGUGAUGCUGGCUACCAGCCAAUCGAGGACGGCAGCUGUCGGCAGUUGUCGGCCAAUCCCGGCUUCAGUCAUAAUAUCUCUAGUUCAGUUUGUCCAACAGGCUGUGCCCCAAAUCGGAUAUCGUUGGAAAAUUGA
Drosophila hydei is the source of this 504-nucleotide messenger RNA. Its product is annotated as protein draper-like. The record is from RefSeq and is a predicted model, not a curated record. The transcript is spliced from 4 exons. NCBI's taxonomy places the organism in Eukaryota, Metazoa, Arthropoda, Insecta, Diptera, Drosophilidae. The coding region runs from base 31 to 504 and encodes 157 amino acids.